Sphenostylis stenocarpa is the source of this 345-nucleotide messenger RNA. Lineage: Eukaryota; Viridiplantae; Streptophyta; Magnoliopsida; Fabales; Fabaceae. The record is from the annotation of a GenBank genome assembly.
AUGGCUUUGGAGGAGGAGGUGAAGGUGGUGGUGGAGAGUGGUAGUAGUAUGGUUUCGGUGGAGGAGGUGAAGGUGGAGGCGGUGGUGGAGGUGGAGAAUGAUAAUAGUAUGGCUUUGGUGGGGGAGGUGAAGGUGGUGGAGGAGAGUGAUAAUAGUAUGGCUUCUUUUUGGGAGGUGGUGGUGGUGGUGGAGGAGAGUGAUAAUAAUAUGGCUUCUUUGGUGGAGGAGGUGGUGAAGAAUAGUGGUAUGGAGGAGAGACAGGUGGUGGAGGUGACGAGUAGAUGUAGUGGUCAGUUGAGAUUUGAGAUGGGAAGCUUAGAGACACAAUUACCAAUACAAGACUGA